AUGUCACUAGAGACUCUACUCCUGGACGUGUCACUAGAGACUCUACUCCUGGACGUGUCACUAGAGACUCUACUGGACAUGUCACUAGAGACUCUACUACUGGACGUGUCACUAGAGACUCUACUACUGGACGUGUCACUAGAGACUCUACUACUGGACGUGUCACUAGAGACUCUACUGGACGUGUCACUAGGGACUCUACUCCUGGACGUGUCACUAGAGACUCUACUACUGGACGUGUCACUAGAGACUCUACUCCUGGACGUGUCACUAGAGACUCUACUCCUGGACGUGUCACUAGAGACUCUACUCCUGGACGUGUCACUAGAGACUCUACUACUGGACGUGUCACUAGAGACCCUACUACUGGACGUGUCACUAGAGACUACUCCUGGAAAGACUCUACUCCUGGACGUGUCACUAGAGACUCUACUACUGGACGUGUCACUAGAGACUCUACUACUGGACGUGUCACUAGAGACUCUACUGGACGUGUCACUAGAGACUCUACUACUGGACGUGUCACUAGAGACUCUACUACUGGACGUGUCACUAGAGACUCUACUACUGGACGUGUCACUAGGGACUCUACUCCUGGACGUGUCACUAGAGACUCUACUCCUGGACGUGUCACUAGAGACUCUACUCCUGGACAUGUCACUAGAGACUCUUCUCCUGGACGUGUCACUAGAGACUCUACUGGACGUGUCACUAGAGACUCUACUGGACGUGUCACUAGAGACUCUACUACUGGACGUGUCACUAGAGACUCUACUGGACGUGUCACUAGAGACUCUACUACUGGACGUGUCACUAGAGACUCUACUACUGGACGUGUCACUAGAGACUCUACUACUGGACGUGUCACUAGGGACUCUACUCCUGGACGUGUCACUAGAGACUCUACUCCUGGACGUGUCACUAGAGACUCUACUCCUGGACAUGUCACUAGAGACUCUACUACUGGACGUGUCACUAGAGACUCUACUCCUGGACGUGUCACUAGAGACUCUACUCCUGGACGUGUCACUAGAGACUCUACUACUGGACGUGUCACUAGAGACUCAACUCCUGGACGUGUCAUUAGAGACUCUACUGGACGUGUCACUAGAGACUCUACUACUGGACGUGUCACUAGAGACUCUACUCCUGGAUGUGUCACUAGAGACUCUACUGGACGUGUCACUAGAGACUCUACUGGACGUGUCACUAGAGACUCUACUCCUGGACGUGUCACUAGAGACUCUACUACUGGACGUGUCACUAGAGACUCUACUCCUGGACGUGUCACUAGAGACUCUACUACUGGACGUGUCACUAGAGACUCUACUCCUGAAUGUGUCACUAGAGACUCUACUACUGGACGUGUCACUAGAGACUCUACUGGACAUGUCACUAGAGACUCUACUGGACGUGUCACUAGAGACUCUACUCCUGGACGUGUCACUAGAGACUCUACUCCUGGACGUGUCACUAGAGACUCUACUACUGGACGUGUCACUAGAGACUCUACUCCUGGACGUGUCACUAGAGACUCUACUCCUGGACGUGUCACUAGAGACUCUACUCCUGGACAUGUCACUAGAGACUCUACUCCUGGACGUGUCACUAGAGACUCUAUUCCUGGACGUGUCACUAGAGACUCUACUACUGGACGUGUCACUAGAGACUCUACUGGACGUGUCACUAGAGACUCUUAAGAGUUUGCAUAGAAGGUGAUUUGUUUAUUCAUAUUUAGUAACAGUGAUUUUGAUGCUGAAAAGCAAUUCUAAGCAUGCUCUUUCAAUAAGGAAGCAGUGUGAAUUUUGAGUUACAUUGGCCUAUGGAAACUAAACUUAUUGCUUAGAAACUGAUUUACUAUUUAUAGUAACAGUGACCUUGACCUUUGACACUGAAAAGCAAUCCAAAGCAAGCAGUUUGAGGUAUAUCGCUUUGAAGUAUCAUUUUGAUUGCAAAAGCAAACUGAAGUUAUUGUAUGGAAACUGAUUUUCUGUAUUCAGCAAUAGUGACCUUGACCUUUGACAUAGAAAAGCAAUCCCAUGCAGGCACUUUCAAUAAGAAAGCAUUGUAUGAAGUUUGAGUUCGAUUGGCACUUUUGGCAGGCCCUAAUUAAGUAGUAUCUACACAUAACGGCAUUUAAAAAAAAUAUUAAUCAUGUUACUAUGGAGACGGAUAUCUACUACUCUGAUGAUAUGUGUAAAUGUUAGAAAUCUCUUAUACAACAAGCCCUACUAGAUAAUUAUUUCACUCCACCCAAGUAUAAGUAAUCGAUCACACAUCAAAUGUACAGUGAUCCAGUAUAUCACUAGACAUGACAACAUGUUUAUUAUCUGUAAAGACAGGUUCUUUACAAACAUAAGCUCAAUAUCCUAUAAUAUAAAACUUUAAUAGCAAAUUGAGAACAUCAUAACAAUAACAAGUAUCCUUAGUAAAACCUUGACAUCGAUAAUGCAUACAUGAUUGCUCUCUGUCUACCUUUCUUCUACCAUCAAUCUUCAUCCCUUUACACAUCUUAAAUAUUAUCAACACUUUAACAGUAUAGUAUUACACCGAGGUUUUACUGUACCGUACACAAACCAGGGAUCACAUUUAUACAGUGUAGAUAGUAUUACACCGAGGUUUUACUGUACCAUUCACAAACCAGGGAUCACAUUGUAGAUAGUAUUACACCGAGGUUUUACUGUACCGUACACAAACCAGGGAUCACAUUUAUACUGUGUAGAUAGUAUUACACCGAGGUUUUACUGUACCGUACACAAACCAGGGAUCACAUUAAUACAGUGUAGAUAGUAUUACACUGAGGUUUUACUGUACCAUACACAAACCAGGGAUCACAUUAAUACAGUGUAGAUAGUAUUACACUGAGGUUUUACUGUACCAUACACAAACCAGG
Pecten maximus is the source of this 2893-nucleotide messenger RNA. RefSeq lists its product as uncharacterized. Lineage: Eukaryota; Metazoa; Mollusca; Bivalvia; Pectinida; Pectinidae. The transcript has 3 exons. The coding region runs from base 1 to 1719 and encodes 572 amino acids. The record is from RefSeq and is a predicted model, not a curated record.